AUUGCUGAACUUCUUUGUCCUAAUGACUGUUCGUUCAAUGGAAAAUGUGUAAAUGGCAGCUGUGUUUGUAACAAGGAAUUUACAGCAGAUGAUUGUUCAGCAUCCAUUUAUCAAAUACCUACGAUUUUAGCGUAAGUCUGUGAACAUGCUGGAAUUUAUACAAAUAAGCUAAGGUAUUGAAGCAGUUUUGGGGUCUAAAAUCUUUCGGGUUAACAUUUGUUAAUUGUCAGCAGAACGGAAAAUUCGACAAUGAAUGAUGCUUGUUUAAGUAAUUUAUUGUUCAAAACUUAACCAAAAAAAAAAAACAGGACGUCAAUCGAUAGGCCUUGAAAAAAAAUUAAAAAAACAGAACUUUAGCUUGUCCUUCAGACAAGCCGUUCUCACGUCUGGCCAUUUUGCUUUCCCGGGCUCAGCAGAAAAAACCACUGGACUGGAAAUUUUUCGAGCCCUGUAUUCACGGUGACAGGAAAACAGUAAAUUGAAUAGUAAACUUACUGAAACAUGAGGCAAGCUAUCUAACUUUUUUUCUGUCCAUCAUAGUGGUAAUAGCUUCCUUUUUAAAAUAGAUUACAAGGCGAUGGACUAUGUGAUAAACGCCAACGACCGUGCCGGAAGGUGACAGUACUUGGGACUGGGUUCAUAAAUUCCACCAAUAUGACUUGCCAUGUCAAGGAAUUCAAGGUCAGAUAAUAAUUGUAGCUGCAACAGGUGGCUUAAUUUCCUGCUAUCAGUUGUGGAGGAAUUACAAACAGUAUAAAAAGUUGAAAGGAGAUUUAAGAAUCAAGAACGGAACCUCGAUUAAUGCCUCUGUCUGGGGAGGCUUUAGAAAAGGAUCUUUUCACAAUGCACCAAGCUAUCUUAAUGGCGAAAACCUCUAGUUAAAGACAAUGUAAAAUACAUGUAACGGGGUUUUUUUUGGCGGGAAUUAAAUUGCAUGGUUACGCGCGUCGUUUAAAGCAGAGACUGUUACAUGUAAGGAGUCAAUAAAGACAAAAUCGAAAGCGGAAAUUGUUUCAAUAGCAGUGCCGUCUUAGGUAUUAAGCUUACAUAAAUUGUCAUGUCCACAAAUUGAGAAUGUGGCGAAAGAGAAAACGAAAAAGUAGGUGACAGGCUGGCUGAGCUCAACGAGAAAAAGAGCAACAGAGAGCUAGAAGCGCGAGAAAAAAAAACAAAGGAUACGAAUUUCGUUGGAAGAACAACGUGAUAUACCGGCGGAGAGAUUAAAUAAGAAAUGCGAGCGGAAAAUAGGGUAAAAAUGGGGGGCAGCGAAAAAAAGGCGAACAGGAACACAAGUAACAAAUUUUUCCUUGAGCGCUCUCGAAAUUUUCUCCAUAAAACGUGUAACUCAAAAAGUUCAUGUUGCAACGGCAAAAUAAUGUACAAAAAAUGUGCCAAUUAGAUCUACUGAUUUGUGUUUUUUUCCCGUCGCAAUUUAGAAAUACACGAUUUUAUUUUUGGUUUGGGUAAAUUAUAAGUAUAGUAACGAGGAGCUUUGCUUUAUUCACGAGUUGCGAAGAAUCACAAACGAACGAGCGAGGUACGAGCGAGUGAGUUAGUGAUUCUUCGCAACAAGAGAAUAAAAGUCGUAAAAACGAACCAACCAUGAAGUAAAGUUUAACUUUUGCACCAUCAACCCCGGUGAGAAGUGACAUCGCUUGUUGACUACAUUUGCGGAAUUUUAGGGUGUUGAGAUGAACUCGUUUUGUUUGUACGUCGUGCUUUUUCAAACUCGACGUCUUUUGUAAUGCUAUAGCCGUAAAAUUUCCCUUCAAAUACCUUUCAAAGCUGGCCUAGUACCACGCAAUGGACUGGGCCCAUAAUUUUCGUUGUCGUCUUUCUUUCUCAUUGUUACAAUGAAUUCGCUGAUGAAUGAAUUGAGUUCGUCUGGGGGAAUUUCUUCUACAGCUCGCCUUUUAGCGUCAAAAAUUCCUACAGCAUAGAAAUAUUCUGCUCACUUUUCUUUCUUGUGUUUUCAUAUUCUUGUCCUUCGAUGAAUUCCUCGACUGAAACUAUAUCUGCGAACCUUGAAGUGGCCGAAGAGGACGCUAUCACUUGACUGUUUUUCCCAGUGAAAGCAGACAGGGAAAGGCGGGAAAACCGAUACGAUGUUUUCACUAGUGAAGAUUUUCGUCUGCGGCCGGUGAUUGGUCAUAGGAUAAUUUUCACGGGUGAGAAAAAUCGUCCGACAAGUCAAAUUGCCAGUAGUUUUCAACAGAUGAUAUUUAUUUGUCAAAUUAUGUUAUAGUAAAUCUCCGUACAUACAAAAUAGAUAUACAUACAUAAAAAGUAUUUUUAAAAACGCCAUUUUCUUGAGCAAAGAGUAAAAAAUGAACAUGAACAGUCUUCACAAACAUCCGCAGCCUUGGCUAAAUUUCUAAAUAAGAACUUUCUCGCUCCGCCGUGAAGAAAACAUCGUUAAAUUUCUUGAAGGACGAUUUGCUAAAUUCACAAAACAAAAACUGGGUAUUCUUUGCACUUUUCCUUUCCAUUUGUCUUUGAAUGGUGUAUUUUUUUAACCCUGAAAUGCGAAACUUUGGUCUUGAAACCUACGCAAUUGGUGUGAUUUACAGAUGGCCUGACAGCUUUUGCCCAGUGUUUUGUACUUUCAAAAACCAUGCUUUUCAACCAAUCAGAGUGCGCGUUAUAACUGAACUUAAUUAUAAAUCGCUGUAUGGUCGGUUUCUUGAUUUGGUUUGCCGGAUUGGUUAUUACAAAUAGCUAAUUGCAGUUCAAGUAAUUUAGGAUUCACGAUUUUGUUGAUGAUCAUUUCUUGGCCGUUUCCCUCCAAGUAGUUAGUAGUAGUUAAUGCGGCUAGAGUAGAUACCGACAUUAUAGCGAAUAGAAGGCUUUUAAAUAUUAACUAGUAAUAACCAAAGGUUAGGGAGUACGCUUCUAGCUCUGCAUGCCAGCAGUGCGGGCGAACGGGCGUAUGGCCACGAGACUACCAAAAUUUCUCGGAAGCAUGGAUAAAUAAAUUUUCUUACCCAUUGUGCUCCGCUGCGCGCGGGCACGAGAGCUCCGCUAUAACCUUUACCUUUUUAACCUGAACUCUUACACUAUAUAUGAUCAUUUCUCCAGGUGGUGGAGGGCGCCUGGUCACCAAAUAAUACAGAACAGAAAUUUCCUGGUGAGAUGACUGACCUGUUGUUAGCAGACUGUUUUUUACCUGAAUCCCCCGUGAUGCAAGGAUUCUUCCACGAAACUAAUGAAGGAGUUCCAGCGGCUGGAUUAGUGAUAACUGUUUCUAACGACGGUGACCAUAAAAGCUCAGAAAACCUUACAUUUAUUUCCUAUGACUCGGCCUGUAUGAGUUGCAAUAUUUCUACUGGAUGCGUUUUAAAGGUAUGUCAAUGCUCUACAAAACAACGGAAACCUCUUGUUAACAUCAAGCUCCAUUGUGGAUUCCUGAUACUAAAAUGAAGUAAACUUAAUGGACCAUUUAUACUCUUUGGAGCUAUGAUUUGGAAGAUACCAGUGACUUAGUACUCGGAAACUAGGUCAAACGUCUUCAGUCUAUUAGAAAUAAUCACGUCCUUGGAGUCUAUGUCAAAGUGAGGCUAAAAUUGUUCUAGGUAUAAGGGUGACAAUUUUAGAGCUUCUGUUUAUUCUACUGGUACGGCUGUAAAAAUCUUGACCAUUACUCUAAACCUGGCUGGUUUUAAAAUUAAGCUGGGGACUUGACCGUCAGUGUGACAUAUCCUUGAGUUAUCUGAAGAAACAGAAGCGAAAAAAUGUCUUCCUUCUUAUUUAUCGAUUUUUACCUUUUUAAAAUUAAAAUGAGCUCGGGAACAUACUUUUUAUAGUCAACUCUUGCCUUACGGAUACCCCGCCAUAACGGACACCCCUAUGUGGUAGCAUUCCUUUUAACCAAUCUAAAUCCCGAUUUUGCGAUCCAAAAUUUGAUUUUUCGUUCCAUUAAGGACUAAACCAAUCUAAGAUUGCAAACUGAACGAUCCACCUCGGCACUUGGAUCGUUCAGAUUGGUAUCUCAAUCUGGUUUUAGAUUUUUAUUCCAUUUAACGAAACUGCUUUUCUAUUGCAAGGACGUGCUCGUUCAUCGAUAAACACGGCGGGUCAAGGUUAGUUCGGGCAAAAGUAAUUUACACCUCUCCGUUGUUCUAUGCCGCUAAAGAAUUGUAGUGUAUUAAACUCAAGUUCCCCAUGUAACUCUAAAUCCAUAAGGAAGCGAAAAUGCUUGCAUUUUCUCAACGUAAAACUAUAGUGUCCAAUGUGUGUGUGUUUAGAGCGUGCUUCUCAGCGCUUGAGAAUUCGUAAUUGUUUUCUGAAUUUUCUUGAAUCAAAUUCCAGAUAAUUUAUGUUGACGAGUCCCAGUUUGAGCCACAACUAGUUAAAGAGCUUUUUUCUUCUAUUUCUCCACGAGAAGACGCUUAAUUUAGCGGCUGAAAGAAAGAAGAAGAAGAUUUCAGAUUUUUGUUCCGACUAGCACGAAAAUCCAAACAAUCUGGAUUGUCUAAAUCCGAAAAAAGUUUGGCUAAAAGGAAUGUAACCACAGACUGUAGCUAAAUCUCCGGCAAAAUAAAUUACAGACGCUUGACUGACAGCUACUAAUAAAAACUCCCGCUAUUAAAGACUCUCGCCAAAGAGGACACCAACUUGAGGUCCCUACAGUGUUCGCUAUAAAGGGAGUUGACUUUAUUUAUAUAUUGUUCCCAAUGUUAUUUAACGUUGCUUGUAAGAUAUUUACUUAUUAUUAUUCCAGAAUAACUCGUGUUUUAUAAACCGAUACUGCUUUGCGCCAAAUGAGACAAAUCCCAUCGACUGGUGCUAUCAGUGCUUCCCUGAAGUGAGCACAAAGGCUUGGACAAAACGUCAAGGUGAUUGAUAGAAACAAGUGAAAUGUUCGUCGGUAUAUAAAUAAUAAGAAGAAAUACUUUAUUUACACUGCAAAAAAUAGAUCAGCUGAGUAUAAAAAGCAGCUGGUAUAAACCUAUGUGCAGCAAUAAAAUACUUCAAGAUUAAAAACGUAGUAAGUAAAUAAGCGGAAAAGCUAAUAUAUUCAAUAAAAAAGGCGCAUGUGAAAAAAAGGAAAUGAAUUAAUCGACAAUCUACAUUUAUGCUGUGCUUUUUCUUGUUCUUGCAAAUACUUAGAUGCUUUUCCUUUAAAAGGAUCCUAAAGUUAGGCCAUCAGUCCGUAAUUUAUUGGGUUAAACUCGUUCCAAUCCUUUGCUCCUUUGAAUUUAAAAGUAGACUGGCAAAUAGUGGAUUUUACUUUGGGCAGAUGAAUUUCUGUUCUAUCUCUUAAGGUCCUACCACGGCAUUCAGAUCUCAAGGUCAUAUAAUUAUAAAGUUGCGUAGGACAACGCUGCCUUUUAACAAUUUUGAACACUAUUUGAAGACACCUAAAUCUUCGCCUACUAGAUAACGUUAAAAGUCCUAGUUUGUCUCUCGUCGUUUAUGAACAAGUCAGAUGGUUUGCCCUUAAGAUAGUCCUUAUUGCUUUGAUUUGAAGUCGUUCUGAAAAAUCAGAGGUGAGUCUCUCACUGAUUUUGUUUAUUGUUCGCAAAUUUCGAAAAAAAAAAUGUCUUUAUUCCUUGCCUCAGUUAAUCUUCCACCUCAAUUGCCAACAACAACAAAUUACUACGUGGUGUCUGGAGAGUACCUGGAACUAACUAUUGAAACUACCCAUUUGAAGUCGUUCUAAAAAAACCGGAGGCGAGUCUGUCACUGAUUUUGUUUAUUGUUCGCAAAUUUAGAAAAAAAAAUGUCUUUAUUUCUUGCCUCAGUUAAUCUUCCACCUCAAUUGCCAACAACAUCAAUUUACUACGUGGUGUCUGGAGAGUACCUGGAACUACCUAUUGAAGUUUCAGACCCUGAAAGCAUGCCUGUAAUCGUCACAUUGAUAGAUGGGAGCCCAAGUAGCGCUACUGUUCGCGACAACGUUUUAUUAUGGAAUGCUACAGGUGAAAUUUCAACAAUAUUCGCUCUCAAAGCUACGGACGCGUGUCAAGCAUACUCUUUGUUAAAUAUCACUGUCAGCUUACGUAGCUGUCCAUGUAAGAACGGAAGCUGCGUUCCCCAUCCUAACAAGCCCAGAGGUUCUGGUUACUACGCCUGCGAUUGCAUCCCUGGUUUUACUGGAGCCAUGUGCGAAACCGAUAUUGAUGAAUGUCAAUCUUUCCCUUGCUUUCGAGGUAGGGUAUUAUAAUCAUGCCUGAAACGCAUACGAAAUAGCAUCUUAUAUAAAGGUAUCGCUCUUUCGCUUUACUUCCCGAUUCGUCAUCUGGACGUCCACGUCCAAGAUCCUCUCUCGUUCUGAUUCUCGGAAACGUUGGCUCCAGCGAGCACACACAAUUUAUCGAGGUCGCAGCUAGGGUGAACAAUUGGUACAAACUACCUUUUUAUGUCAAUAAUUGAAUUGGUGUCUUUGUUCACAGGAAUACGGGAACAGCCCAUUAAAAUUGAUUGCACAAAUAGGAACGAAGAAACCAAUCAAAUGAAGUCAUAAAAGAUGAGGCUGCAGUACUUACAGUAACUCGCCUCCACUAACUGUAUACGAUUAGGGACAUCUCUGUUCACAACGACGUUUUUUUUUUUAUUCAAAUUUGUAACGGGUGAAAGAAAAGAAUCUUUUGUUUCAAGAACCAAUGCUCUUCUGGUCAGCACAUUAAUAUCAGUAGGUGACGUCGGCAUGAGUAUCGCUAUAGUUACCAGCACAUGAAACUUUUGGAAUUUCUUUCAAUUGGAAGCUUUGCGGUUUUCUGAUUUCUUGUUUUGUUUUUGUUACGGUUUUUUGCACCCGUUGAAUAACCUUUUUGAGUUCAGUUUUACCCUGCCGGCGAAACCACUUGAUUCCCAGUCUGUACAUGUUUUGUAAUUUGAUAAAACGUUAACGUAAUUUAUUGUUAUACCGUUGUUAUGUUAAAUAAGCCUAACCACAAACGUUCUCAAAGAUUCCUUAAGUCAACGGGACUUGAAUCAGUGAAUUGCAUUCUGUAUCUCUGUUGUUUUAAUUUACGAUAGGCCUGCCUUAUAACAGACUAAGGCCACAUUUAUAUGAAGAAAUCUUGCCCGGGGUAGAAUGGUCACUCCCCUACUUGAGCUCCCCUACUUGAGCUGCUAGCCAACUUUUUAAUUUAUACCUUUCGUUACAAAUUGUGACGAACCGUUUACACAAGAAACAAAAAGCUGAUUCGGUUAGAGCCGAAGGUUGGGUGACCCUCCUAGCCGUGUGAACUCGUUAAAGGCGAGACAAUAAGACACUAGCGCUGUUGGCUUGGGCAAAGGGGAUUAGUUUUUUUUCCGUAAAUUAACAUGUGAGCAUGACCCUCUUUCCCGGGACCACUCCCCCCGCCCAUAAAAACGGGGCCCAAGCAUCGGGUACCGAGCUCUGCCAGUUCUUAGGCCGGUCACGAUUUUUUGGAGAUAUAUAUGACAGCUAUUUUUAUCAAUUUAUCAUGUUAAGAAUUCAAGUCAAAUAAUUUCUGUUCAAAAGGUUACUGUCUCGAUGGUAUUAACAACUUCACGUGUGUUUGCGAUCCCGGGUACGUUGGGUGGACCUGCGACACUGAUUAUGACGACUGCACUACGUCUCCCUGUGUUUAUGGUAAAUAAUGUACUGUUUCAUCAAAGAGCACAUUUUAUCAAGUUGCACCAGACGACGCAGCUGAUUAUUCUAUUUUUGAUCAUACACGAGCUCGGCGUGAAAAUCUUUGUGCCGCACGUGUUUUAUCAUAGUCUUUACAUUUCGUUUUUGUAUUUUCUUCAGAAAAAUUUUAUUAUUUACGUAUUAUUUAAGAUAAUUUAACAUGAAUUUCAUUUUGGCAUACCAGUGAUGUCUGUAAUUUUCUAGUCUGUUUGCUGCGAGAAGUUUUCCAUGAAUGGCAUUGGCUAGAGAGAUCAAAAGCCACCUAAUAACGUUUAUAUUUUAUUAAGGUAUUAUUUUCUUGAAAAAACUGGUCAUUGUUAACAUCAGCGUUCUUUAACUUUUUAUUUGUUUUGUUUUGAUGUGUUUUAGGAAACUGCACGGACCUUAUAGCGGACUACAGAUGCGAUUGUAAUGCUGGCUAUGGUGGAAAGAACUGUUCCAUCGAUAUUGAUGAGUGCGAGUCAUCGCCCUGUACCCGUGGCAAGUAACCGUAUCUAAUAUUCAUCGAGUAACCUGUAGAAUAAGCCAAAAUGACUGAAAGGGUAUGCAAAAAGAUGCUAAAUUGCACUCCUUAGUUUUCUUGCUAAGAUGUUCAAAGUGCUCAGAUCAGAACAGAGAGGCAAGAAAAACUAGCUACCUGACCGAGAGUAUACUAUUAUGUAAUGGAAAAUUGAAGCACAAACACUAAGCUACACUUGAUUAUAUAAUGCUAUUAUUCAAAGGGCGUUUUCCGAACGACUGGCCCUGCCGGACCAUGGCUUGACCAAUCAUUUGGAAAAUGAAAUACGCUUUUCCCAAGCGUUAUUGCUGAAAAACUAUCUCCUUCGUGCAUACCAUUCAGGAUUUGGCUGAUCUGGUAAGAAAUUUUUUAUUAAAAGUGACGACGGGAAUAGUCUGGCGAGUCAGUUCUGACAAAUGGAAAGCACCUUCAGAUAGUGACACAAUUACCGAUUUUUUUUUCUUUCCUUUGUAUCAUUUUUUAAACUGUGGACCAUGGGUGGUAUUGCAAUUUCGGAAAAAAAAAACGGUUAGUUAAAUCAAUAUAAAGUUGGUGUUACGUGCUUGAAUUAACUCUUAUGAUAAUCCAUUAAUUUCAGGUACAUGUGUUGACGGAGUUAAUAGCUUCACCUGUGUGUGCGAGGAUGGUUACGGCGGUUAUCUUUGUGAUUUUGAGAUCAACGAAUGUCAGUCUUCUCCUUGUGUCCACGGUACUGACGCACCUACAUUUACUAUAACUCGAUCACUUCUCUCGAGAAGCUAAUUGGCUCGUCCAACGUCGAUUACCUUUUGCUCAGUUAACUUAACAUUGUAAACCAAUGUGAACAAAAUACGUCAAUCAAUCCUAAUCCAAACGUGCGCUAGAAUAAAGAAUUUCAUGUAUGCUAUCAGAAAAGUUAUGCUUCACAUUUUUGUGAGCGAAAGUUCUUGGCAUUUCAAAAAUGGCGGAUGAUAUAAAUUUAUUCGAAAGAAGGCCUUUUUGACGAAGGUUACAAGCCGUUAAGCAGCGAGGUCGAUGGAGCGCGAGUUAUCCACAAGAUCUCAAUGAGAGUGGUUUGGAGAUCAAGUCUUCAGUCAAAACCUUUUUAUAGUUUGUUAAAACAGAAAAACAUGUUUAAAUGACGAAGAACUCAAUCAUAAAAAAAAGAGAAUUAUUGUUAGGGCUAUUCAACUCGGAUAGCUCUAAGUUUUCAAUAAAAUUCACUAUCGGUAUAGUCAUUGUUGGCGUCCUUUUACACGACAGCAUAUCCCAUAAGGAACAGAGGUUUCCUCUUUUUUGGUGAAAAAUCCAUAUUACCUAUUUUUUAAAAUUUUUUUUUUUUUUUUUACCAAUUAGGAACAUGCCUGGACAAAAUCAAUAGCUUUUCUUGUAACUGUGAAUCUGGAUUCACUGGAGCAAGAUGUGAGGUGAAUAUUGAUGAUUGCCAUCAAUCUCCGUGUGGAAACGGUAUGCUCUCACUUUUUUUAUUAAUUAAUUAAUUAAUUAAUUAAUUAAUUUGUUUAUUUAUUCAUUUUUUCCAAAAAAAAAAUUAAACCAAAACCAAAUUUCUUACAUCUUUGUCAGUUUUAUUUAUUUAGUACUUUGUUUUUUUGUUGUUCUAUGCUGUGCUUUAGUUUAUUUAACUUUCAAUUAGAGUCGAUUUUUGACAUACGUGUAGAGAUAAUAAUCCCUUUAAAAAUACUGAAAGUUUCAGCAGUUCUAAUUAUGCACAGUUUAUUAAGAAUCAACAGUCGAAACUUUUUCCUCGAAGUUUACGUGCAUUGGUAUAAACAAUUCUUCAUUCAAUACUAUGUUUAAAUGAUAUCUUAUUGUAAAUUAUUCCCUUAGUUUUAUACUCCUGAUAGUUAUAACCUACUUGAAAAGCAGUCAUUAGAACUUCAGAGUGUUUUAAAUAACGACGGUUAUUACUUGAAGUCCUUAACAAUUUGACUCCAAGAGCUGCUUUGGGUUGUUCAGACGCUACUUCUAUUGUUGAACUUUUUUGUGGCUAAUCUAGCCUUCGAGCAGAUGUCCUUCGAUGAUUUUGGCGCGAAUUUCUGUAACGUUUCGAAGCUGCGUCACGCCGAUCUCCGAUCUCGAAAGUUGAGCGUUACAUAUCGGAUAGGUUCUGUACCACAUUUUGGUUUCUUGUGAAUAAGUACUCGGACCGUGUUGGAGAAGUAGGAAUAAGGACUGGAAUCCACUGAGACAGAAGUAAAAAUUUCCAGGAGUGAAGACUGGGAUUUAGUUCACUAAACCAUCUCGGCACGAUGUACGAAGUAUGUGAACAACUUCCUCCAGUUCUGAGCCGUUGCCAUACUGUUCAGACUGUACCGGAUAGCUUUUUGUGUCGGCAAGAAAAGCUAUCGUAGUGUGAACAUAGCCUUAAUAUUGCAACGCGUAUACAUUUAUUACAGUAAGGGAGAUAUACAGUCAGAUCUUUUUUAACAGAGACUUGUUUAUUUUACUGCAAACGGUUUGCGGUUAACGGUUUCAAGUUGCCCGUCUGCCCAUAUUUGGGACCUAAGAUUCGCGGGUGGUAGCUCGUAGCUGCCAUGUUUGCUUUCAUUCAUCACUUGCUCCUAUUUAACUGAGAAAUUGUCUUCAAAAUUACCUUUUUCGAAAUAGAACUCGAUAAUCAAGUAGCAAAAGAGUUCUAAAAAGUUUAAUUUCUUCUCAAACAUAGGAUUGUGAUGUUCUAGGAACCAAAAAGCUUUGCAGUAAAUAACUUACUUCUGCAACGUAGUCUAGCCGAUGCAAACGUGAACCUCAAACCGCAAACUUGACGACAAGGCCCUGGUCAGGUGACUUCUUGACGUUCGCGGUUAGCGGGAGAUGCCGAAAACCUCAAUCUUAAGGUCUCUAAUAAUCCGUAUAAUCAGCAGGAUAUAAAUUUUAAUUUAAAUUUAUAGACCAUAUUUGUAAGCUCUUUGUCUACGAAAACAAUAAUCAUCAAUAAAAAUCGUCAUACCUGUCAAGUUCUAAGCCGUUCUUGCAUAUACUCUGUCUUUACUAAAGGGACUUGUGUUGAUCUCGUAAACAAUUAUACAUGUAACUGCAACGUUGGAUUUACUGGUGUCAACUGUGAAUUAGUCAUCAAGAACUGCACUGAGGACUCCUGCUUUCCCAAUGUGACCUGCUUCAAAAACAGCUAUACGAUUAGCUGUGGCCCGUGUCCAUUAGGAUUUACUGGUGAUGGAAAGAAUUGCAAAGGUAUCAGUAUUUUUUUUUAUUAUUGAAAAAAAAAAAAGUAAAAAAAAAAAAAAGCAAAAAAAGUUCGCUUUUAAAAAAUUUGUUAAGCACGAACUGAAAAAGCAUAUUAAAAGUAAAAAAACUUUAAAUUUUAAGCCGUAUAUCUCAAAAAUACAAAAUACAUCGGCCCCGAAAAUUAAAAAGAUUUUUAUCAUAAAAAACCCGGCAAUGUUUAAAUGGUUUUAGUCAUCGCCCUGUACCCGUGGCAAGUAACCGUAUCUAAUAUUCAUCGAGUAACCUGUAGAAUAAGCCAAAAUGACUGAAAGGGUAUGCAAAAAGAUGCUAAAUUGCACUCCUUAGUUUUCUUGCUAAGAUGUUCAAAGUGCUCAGAUCAGAACAGAGAGGCAAGAAAAACUAGCUACCUGACCGAGAGUAUACUAUUAUGUAAUGGAAAAUUGAAGCACAAACACUAAGCUACACUUGAUUAUAUAAUGCUAUUAUUCAAAGGGCGUUUUCCGAACGACUGGCCCUGCCGGACCAUGGCUUGACCAAUCAUUUGGAAAAUGAAAUACGCUUUUCCCAAGCGUUAUUGCUGAAAAACUAUCUCCUUCGUGCAUACCAUUCAGGAUUUGGCUGAUCUGGUAAGAAAUUUUUUAUUAAAAGUGACGACGGGAAUAGUCUGGCGAGUCAGUUCUGACAAAUGGAAAGCACCUUCAGAUAGUGACACAAUUACCGAUUUUUUUUUCUUUCCUUUGUAUCAUUUUUUAAACUGUGGACCAUGGGUGGUAUUGCAAUUUCGGAAAAAAAAAACGGUUAGUUAAAUCAAUAUAAAGUUGGUGUUACGUGCUUGAAUUAACUCUUAUGAUAAUCCAUUAAUUUCAGGUACAUGUGUUGACGGAGUUAAUAGCUUCACCUGUGUGUGCGAGGAUGGUUACGGCGGUUAUCUUUGUGAUUUUGAGAUCAACGAAUGUCAGUCUUCUCCUUGUGUCCACGGUACUGACGCACCUACAUUUACUAUAACUCGAUCACUUCUCUCGAGAAGCUAAUUGGCUCGUCCAACGUCGAUUACCUUUUGCUCAGUUAACUUAACAUUGUAAACCAAUGUGAACAAAAUACGUCAAUCAAUCCUAAUCCAAACGUGCGCUAGAAUAAAGAAUUUCAUGUAUGCUAUCAGAAAAGUUAUGCUUCACAUUUUUGUGAGCGAAAGUUCUUGGCAUUUCAAAAAUGGCGGAUGAUAUAAAUUUAUUCGAAAGAAGGCCUUUUUGACGAAGGUUACAAGCCGUUAAGCAGCGAGGUCGAUGGAGCGCGAGUUAUCCACAAGAUCUCAAUGAGAGUGGUUUGGAGAUCAAGUCUUCAGUCAAAACCUUUUUAUAGUUUGUUAAAACAGAAAAACAUGUUUAAAUGACGAAGAACUCAAUCAUAAAAAAAAGAGAAUUAUUGUUAGGGCUAUUCAACUCGGAUAGCUCUAAGUUUUCAAUAAAAUUCACUAUCGGUAUAGUCAUUGUUGGCGUCCUUUUACACGACAGCAUAUCCCAUAAGGAACAGAGGUUUCCUCUUUUUUGGUGAAAAAUCCAUAUUACCUAUUUUUUAAAAUUUUUUUUUUUUUUUUUACCAAUUAGGAACAUGCCUGGACAAAAUCAAUAGCUUUUCUUGUAACUGUGAAGCUGGAUUCACUGGAGCAAGAUGUGAGGUGAAUAUUGAUGAUUGCCAUCAAUCUCCGUGUGGAAACGGUAUGCUCUCACUUUUUUUAUUAAUUAAUUAAUUAAUUAAUUAAUUAAUUUGUUUAUUUAUUCAUUUUUUCCAAAAAAAAAAUUAAACCAAAACCAAAUUUCUUACAUCUUUGUCAGUUUUAUUUAUUUAGUACUUUGUUUUUUUGUUGUUCUAUGCUGUGCUUUAGUUUAUUUAACUUUCAAUUAGAGUCGAUUUUUGACAUACGUGUAGAGAUAAUAAUCCCUUUAAAAAUACUGAAAGUUUCAGCAGUUCUAAUUAUGCACAGUUUAUUAAGAAUCAACAGUCGAAACUUUUUCCUCGAAGUUUACGUGCAUUGGUAUAAACAAUUCUUCAUUCAAUACUAUGUUUAAAUGAUAUCUUAUUGUAAAUUAUUCCCUUAGUUUUAUACUCCUGAUAGUUAUAACCUACUUGAAAAGCAGUCAUUAGAACUUCAGAGUGUUUUAAAUAACGACGGUUAUUACUUGAAGUCCUUAACAAUUUGACUCCAAGAGCUGCUUUGGGUUGUUCAGACGCUACUUCUAUUGUUGAACUUUUUUGUGGCUAAUCUAGCCUUCGAGCAGAUGUCCUUCGAUGAUUUUGGCGCGAAUUUCUGUAACGUUUCGAAGCUGCGUCACGCCGAUCUCCGAUCUCGAAAGUUGAGCGUUACAUAUCGGAUAGGUUCUGUACCACAUUUUGGUUUCUUGUGAAUAAGUACUCGGACCGUGUUGGAGAAGUAGGAAUAAGGACUGGAAUCCACUGAGACAGAAGUAAAAAUUUCCAGGAGUGAAGACUGGGAUUUAGUUCACUAAACCAUCUCGGCACGAUGUACGAAGUAUGUGAACAACUUCCUCCAGUUCUGAGCCGUUGCCAUACUGUUCAGACUGUACCGGAUAGCUUUUUGUGUCGGCAAGAAAAGCUAUCGUAGUGUGAACAUAGCCUUAAUAUUGCAACGCGUAUACAUUUAUUACAGUAAGGGAGAUAUACAGUCAGAUCUUUUUUAACAGAGACUUGUUUAUUUUACUGCAAACGGUUUGCGGUUAACGGUUUCAAGUUGCCCGUCUGCCCAUAUUUGGGACCUAAGAUUCGCGGGUGGUAGCUCGUAGCUGCCAUGUUUGCUUUCAUUCAUCACUUGCUCCUAUUUAACUGAGAAAUUGUCUUCAAAAUUACCUUUUUCGAAAUAGAACUCGAUAAUCAAGUAGCAAAAGAGUUCUAAAAAGUUUAAUUUCUUCUCAAACAUAGGAUUGUGAUGUUCUAGGAACCAAAAAGCUUUGCAGUAAAUAACUUACUUCUGCAACGUAGUCUAGCCGAUGCAAACGUGAACCUCAAACCGCAAACUUGACGACAAGGCCCUGGUCAGGUGACUUCUUGACGUUCGCGGUUAGCGGGAGAUGCCGAAAACCUCAAUCUUAAGGUCUCUAAUAAUCCGUAUAAUCAGCAGGAUAUAAAUUUUAAUUUAAAUUUAUAGACCAUAUUUGUAAGCUCUUUGUCUACGAAAACAAUAAUCAUCAAUAAAAAUCGUCAUACCUGUCAAGUUCUAAGCCGUUCUUGCAUAUACUCUGUCUUUACUAAAGGGACUUGUGUUGAUCUCGUAAACAAUUAUACAUGUAACUGCAACGUUGGAUUUACUGGUGUCAACUGUGAAUUAGUCAUCAAGAACUGCACUGAGGACUCCUGCUUUCCCAAUGUGACCUGCUUCAAAAACAGCUAUACGAUUAGCUGUGGCCCGUGUCCAUUAGGAUUUACUGGUGAUGGAAAGAAUUGCAAAGGUAUCAGUAUUUUUUUUUAUUAUUGAAAAAAAAAAAAGUAAAAAAAAAAAAGAGCGAAGACAGUUCGCUUUUAGAAAAUUUGGUUAGCACAAACUGAAAGAGCAUAUUAAAAGUAACAAAACUGUAAAUUUUCAGCCGUAUAUCUCAAAAGUAGCAAUUACAGCGGCCCCGAAAAUUAGAAGGAUUUGUAUCAGAAAAAACCCAGUCAUGUUUAAAUGGUUUUCCAUACAAAUCCUUGUAAAUCACACAUGUGCUAACGGUGGAUUGUGUGUAAAUGGCAUCAAUAGCUAUUAGCUGCUAUUCCUGUAAUUGCUCCGCUGGUUACACUGGAGAACGCUGUUUGACUGGCAGGUCGAAGCUUUCACCUCUUUUUCAUUAAUACGCCGUGGUGUUCUUUAAGGGAAAAUUAUUUUGAAGCAAUCCUGAAGUCUGCGUAUUUUCUAAUUGAUGGAAAUACGAACCUUCCGGACAUCGAUGAUUGUGUAAAUCACACAUGUGCUAAUGGUGGAUUGUGUGGGGAUGGUGUCACUGAGUAUUACGUGUCAUUGCUCUGCGGGUUAUACUGGAGGACGCUGUUUGACUGGUAGGUGGAAGUGUUGACCUCCGUGUUAUUGAUUCCACAUGGUCAUAUUUUAGAGAAACCUAUUUCAAGUAAUCAUGGAGCUUGCAUAUUUUAUAAUUGAUAGAAAUGCAAAUUUUCCAGACAUCCGUGAUUGUGUGAAUCACACAUGUGCUGAUGGUCGAUUGUGCGAGGAUGGUAUCAAUACUUAUUCGUGUAAUUGCUCUGCUCGUUACACUGGAGAACGCUGUUUGAUUGGUAGUUGGGAGAAGUGACCUCUAUCUUGUUGAUUCCACGGGGUGAUCUUUUAGAGAAACUUAUUUUAAAGCAAUGUAGUUUGCGUUUUUCCUAACUAAUAGAAAAUGCUAAUUUUCUAGAUAUUGAUGACUGUGUGAAUCACACUUGUGCUAACGGUGGAUUGUGUGUGGAUGGUGUCAAUAGCUAUUCGUGUAAUUACUCUGCGGGUUACAUAGGAGAACGCUGUUUGAUUGGUUGGUAAAAGUUCUGACCUCGGUCUUGUUGGUACCACGUAGCGCUCUUUUAAGGAAGUCUCUUUUUAAGCAAUCAUGAAGUUUGCGUACUUCCUAAUUGAUAGAAAUGUUUAUUUUCUAGACACCGAUGAUUGUGUGAAUCACACUUGUGCUAACGGUGGAUUGUGUGUAGAUUCUGUCAAUAGUCAUUCGUGUAAUUGCUCUGCUAGUUACACUGGGGAACACUGUUUGACUGGUUGACCUCUCUCUCGUUAAUACCACGUGGUGUUCUUUUAGGGAAAUCUGUUUCAAACCUAAUUGAUGGAAAAUGCUAAGUUUGUAGACAUUAGAUGUCUUUGACUGUGUAAAGUACAGUUGUGCUAAUUGAGGAUUCAGUUGUGUGAAUGGUGUCAAUAUAGUUAUUCGUGUAUUUGUUUUAUGGGCUACGUUGGAGAACUAUUCCCUAAUUGAUAGAAAAACUAAUUUUAUAGAUAUUGAUGACUGUGUGAAUCACACAUGUGCUAACGGUGGAUUGUGUGUGGAUGGUAUCAAUACUUAUUCGUGUAAUUGCUCUUCUGGUUACACUGGGGUAGGUCGAAGGUUUGACCUCUCUCUCGUUAAUACCAGGUGGUGUUCUUUUAGGGAAAUCUGUUUUAAACCAAUGAAGUUUGUGUAUCUUCUAAUUGAAGCAAAAUGCUAAUUUUGUAGACAUUGAUGUCUUUGACUGAGUAAAGCACAGUUGUGCUAAUUGAGGAUUCAGUUGUGUGGAUGGUGUCAAUAGUUAUUAGUGUAAUUGUUUUAUGGGCUACACUGGAGAACUAUUCCGUAAUUGAUAGAAACACUAAUUUUAUAGAUAUUGAUGACUGUGUGAAUCACACAUGUGCUAACGGUGGAUUGUGUGUGGAUGGUAUCAAUACUUAUUCGUGCAAUUGCUCUGCUGGUUACACUGGAGAACGCUGUCUGACUGAUAGGUCGAGGUUUUGACCUCUCUCUAGUUAAUACCACUUGGUGUUCUUUAGGGGAAACUUAUUUUUAAGCAAUUGUGAAGUUGGCGUAUUUUCUAAUUAAUGAAACUGCUAAUUUUCCAGAUAUCGAUGAUUGUGUGAAUCACACAUGUGCUAAUGGUGGAUUGUGUGUGGAUGGUAUCAAUACUUAUACGUGUAAUUGCUCUGCUGGUUACACUGGAGUACAAUGUUUGACUGGUAAGUAAAAGUGUUGACCUAUCUCUCGUCAAUGCCACGCGCUGUCCUUUUAGGGAAAUCUGUUUCAAGGCAAUGAAGUUUGUGUAUCUCCUAACUGAUGGAAAAUGCUAAUUUUCUAGACAUCGAUGAUUGUGUGAAUCACACUUGUGCUAACGGUGGAUUGUGUGUGGAUGGUGUCAAUAGCUAUACGUGUAAUUGCUCUGCUGGUUACACUGGAGAACACUGUUUGACUGGUAGGUGGGAGUAUUGAGCUCUAUCUUGUUGAUUCCAUGUGGUGAUCUUUUAGAGAAACCUAUUUUAAAGCAAUGUAGUUUGCAUUUUUCCUUUCCUACAAUGUCUGACUGGUGAGUAAAAGUGUUGACCUAUCUCUCGUUAAUACCACACGCUCUCCUUUUAGGGAAAUCUGUUUCAAGGCAAUGAAGUUUGUGUAUCUCCUAACUGAUAGAAAAUGCUAAUUUUCUAGAUAUUGAUGACAGUGUGAAUCACACAUGUGCUAAUGGCGGAAUGUGUGUGGAUGGUGUCAAUAGCUAUUCGUGUAAUUACUCUGCGGGUUACAUAGGAGAACGCUGUUUGAUUGGUUGGUAAAAGUUCUGACCUCGGUCCCAGUGUUGGUACCACGUAGCACUCUUUUAAGGAAAUCCCUUUUCAGGCAAUCAUGAAGUUUGCGUAUUUCCUAAUUUAUACAAAUGCUUAUUUUCUAGACAUCGAUGAUUGUGUGAAUCACACUUGUGCUAACGGUGGAUUGUGUGUAGAUGGUGUCAAUAGUUAUUCGUGUAAUUGUUUUAUGGGCUACGUUGGAGAACUAUUCCCUAAUUAAUAGAAAAACUAAUUUUAUAGAUAUUGAUGACUGUGUGAAUCACACAUGUGCUAACGGUGGAUUGUGUGUGGAUGGUAUCAAUACUUAUUCGUGUAAUUGCUCUGCUGGUUACACUGGGGAACGCUGUUUGACUGGUAGGUCGAAGGUUUGACCUCUCUCUCGUUAAUACCAGGUAGUUUUCUUUUAGGGAAAUCUGUUUUAAACCAAUGAAGUUUGUGUAUCUUCUAAUUGAAGCAAAAUGCUAAUUUUGUAGACAUUGAUGUCUUUGACUGAGUAAAGCACAGUUGUGCUAAUUGAGGAUUCAGUUGUGUGGAUGGUGUCAAUAGUUAUUAGUGUAAUUGUUUUAUGGGCUACACUGGAGAACUAUUCCGUAAUUGAUAGAAACACUAAUUUUAUAGAUAUUGAUGACUGUGUGAAUCACACAUGUGCUAACGGUGGAUUGUGUGUGGAUGGUAUCAAUACUUAUUCGUGCAAUUGCUCUGCUGGUUACACUGGAGAACGCUGUUUGACUGGUAGGUCGAAGUUUUGACCUCUUUCUCGUUAAUACCACUUGGUGUUCUUCAGAGGAAAUCUAUUUUCAAACGAUUGUGAAGUUUGUGUAUUUUCUAAUUGAUGAAAAUGCUAAUUUUCCAGACAUCGAUGAUUGUGUGAAUCACACAUGUGCUAAUGGUGGAUUGUGUGUGGAUGGUAUCAAUACUUAUACGUGUAAUUGCUCUGCUGGUUACACUGGAGUACGCUGUUUGACUGGUAAGUAAAAGUGUUGACCUAUUUCUCGUUAAUGACACGCGCUGUCCUUUUAGGGAAAUCUGUUUUAAAGCAAUGACGUUUAUGAAUCUCCUAAUUGAUGAAAAAUGCUAAUUUUCUAGACAUCGAUGAUUGUUUGAAUCACACGUGUGCUAACGGUGGAUUGUGUGUGGAUGGUGUCGAUAGUUAUACGUGUAAUUGCUCUGCUGGUUACACUGGAGAACGCUGUUUAACUGGUAGGUAAAAGAGUUGUCCUCUGCCUCGCUAAUGCCACGGGGUGCUCUUUUAGGGAAAUCUGUUUAAAAUGCAAUGAUUAAUGUAUAGUUACUUUAGUGUUAACAUUUAUAGUGUAAUGUAAUGUAACGUUAUCAUGUGUAAUGUAUUGCAAUGCAAUGUUAUACAAUGGCAUGUAAUUUUAGUAUUGUCACGCUGUGGAGUAUUUAAUAAACAAAAAAGAAAUGAAGUUUGCUUAUUUCCUAAUUGAUAGAAAGUGCUAAUUUUCUAUACAUCGAUGACUGCGAAAGUUACUGAAUUGUGUGUGGAUGGUGUUAGUUAUUCGUGUAAUUGCUGUGCAGGUUACACCGGGUAAGGCUGUUUGACUGGUAGAUGGAAGGUUGUGUCAUCAACAAGAACAACAACAGCGACAAACAUAUUUAUGUGGCAUGUAUAAUUAUAGUAAAAUUUUUAAUCAAAACAAUAGCAUUUGACCGUGUUCAGUAAUGAAUUCUAUGUAGACGCAGUUUCUUGUUACUUGCCUUUUUUUGUUUUUAUGGUAGUGGUUACAAGAAGUCUUGCUGAAGAAACCACCAUUAUGACAGAAAACACAUUAUCAAUGGCGAGUACUCCAGCAACAACUUUUUCCAGUAUCGUGAUAACCACGUCAUUGAAGGACGUGCUGCUUUCCAAGAGUAGUAGUGCUUUUACUUCGGUCUACACUCGGCAACAAGGAGAAACAAUACUUUUAACAACAACAUCCUCAGCGGCCCCAUCGUCAUCGGUCUUCAAGGCUACACCAAGCCGUCCAAUGUCUCCUUCAACUAAAAAAACAGAAGCAGGUAUUCAGCAUAAAGCUAAGGUAGUAAGCCAGGUCAUAUUAGGGUAUUGUAUAAACUCUCGCUUUGCUUAGUCAAUUCAUAGACCUGUUAUUUCACAGUAAAAACCGCUUAAUUCAAAAGCUUUUUUUUUCGCUCUUUGCAACAGAAAAACAUGUGUUUAAGAUUGAUUGUAUAAGUAUUAAACGAAUGUUUUUUUUAAAGACUUAGAGUCAUUAAUUAGUCAAUUCAUUAAUUAAUAAGGGUGGCACCUUAAUAUUUCAUUGCUUACUCGCGAUUUUUUUUUUAACUUUUGUGAAGAGACAAGUCCAAUGUACUGAACAACAAAGAGGACAUAAAGUAUAAAGAGCGUUACCUACACUGUCAUUUCAGGUAGUUUGUAAGGCUUGCCAUGUAGUGAUUUUAUCGUUGGCGUGUUCCAAUAACCUGAUAAUGUUAUUUUUGACAGUCCAGUCCUCGCCCUCCUCAAGCAGUGGUACAUCUUCCGUACCCUCGUUACAGCUACGAAGUAAAUCAGAAAUGACGAAUGCAACAAAAUCAUUUUCAGUGAGGCCAUCUUCAAUCAUUCCAGGGUUUACGUCCACCCAAAAGCCUGAAACAGGUACCGGUUAAAAAGUAAUUUUAAUUCCUAGCUGUUAACAACAAAAUUGGCAAUUGAUUUGUUUUUUUGGCUAAUUAAUUGCUUGCUUGAUUCUUUUUUUAUUAAAUUGCACUGCCAUGAGUAGUUGAAGAGAACGCUCUAAAAUUGAAAUAUGUUUAAAGACUAGCAAAAUUAUCACUAUGCUACUUUAAUUUUGUCUUUUUAGAGCACGUAUUUAGAAUGAAAAUCCUCCAAGACUGGAAUGAUGAGCUCAAAGAAACAGAGAGCACUGCUUUCAAAGAUUUGUCUGCGCGCCUUGAAACUGAGGUAAAAACAAUAAAUGUAUUUCACCUUUACACUUCAAUUGUUUAGAUAAAGCGACGGUAAUCCAUGUUCAGACUAAAACACUCAUUCAUUUUUGCAAAGAAUUCUAAAUAAUAAGGAUGAUGGUAAAAACAGCCUUCGCACACCGGUAUGGAAGUUUGGAUUACUUAUUCAGACUUCUUUUCUGUGAUAAAUGUAACGUGAUGAAACAUCACAAAAUGACUAGACUGCAAAACAGUCCGUAUUUUUGCGUAUUCAAGUAAGCGCGAGCAGUCAAACAAAAGGUCUGGAACGAGGCUGAAAACGAAGAGUGAGACUGGGGAGAGACGCUAAAAAUACGGUUUUUUUUCUCUCGCCUGUAGGGCGUGUGAGGCUCGCGCUUCGCGCGCGUAAGACUCGUACGCCACGCUUUACCGAUUUCUUUACUGAUUUUGAGAAAAAAACCGACUGUUUUGCAGUCUACAAAACGACAGGCGAUGUCAAUUAUAGUAAACAAAUGUCGGUCAUAUUUAUUUUUUAGGGCGAAUUACUUUUACUCUGGUAAGCCAAUAUUGGAUGAAUGCUCGGUCUUUAACUCGCUUAUUUUUUUCUAGUUUCAAAUUUACUCUUUCACCUUUCAGAUUAUGAAAGCGCUCUCUUCACAAAAAGAUUUGAUUGGAGUGAAAGUCAUUUCCUUCAGGUAUUAAUAAAACACUUUUAAUAAUAUAACUAGGUACGAUUUUGUCUUUGGUUUACGCCAUUAAUGAUUAUGAGAUUAAUUUGUUUAUAUAAUUAAAGAUAAAACAUUCACUAUUAAGUUCGAGAUCUGUAUUAAGCCGACUUGCUCGGAACACUUCCUAUCCGAGACGCCUAGCUGGUCCCAUAGACCUCUUUCAUAAUGGCGGCUCAUUAAUUUAUUAUUUCAUAUGUAUAUAAAUAAGCCUUUCUCGUCUCGUUUAAAAGUAAGAAUUCUUUUGUAUUUUACACAUGCUAAGGAGGUCAGAAAUGUUAAUUAUCAUACAUACAAAAGAAUGUAUGAAUAGGUUGCCCUCAUGAAAGAGGUCUAUAAUAAAGUUUCGUGUCACGAAAAAAAUAGAACUUACCGAGGCUUAUCAUGGACUCCAUCAGAUUUCCUUAAGAUUACAUAUUAGUAUGAAAAGAUUCUCAUCUAAUCUUAUCUGUCCAGUAAAGGAAGUGUGGUUGCAGAGUUCCAACUGAUGUUUAGAUCGAAGGUGUCGUCAGAUGAAGCCUUUGCUGAUCUCAAGAAUCAAAUCAAAGACGGUAAUCUUGGUAACCUUCAAGUUGACCCUGCAUCACUGGAACAGAUCUACCUCACAACCCAAGGU
This is a messenger RNA of Porites evermanni, 21825 nucleotides long. NCBI's taxonomy places the organism in Eukaryota, Metazoa, Cnidaria, Anthozoa, Scleractinia, Poritidae. The record is from the annotation of a GenBank genome assembly.